This is a messenger RNA of Caenorhabditis sp. 36 PRJEB53466, 1274 nucleotides long. The record is from the annotation of a GenBank genome assembly. NCBI's taxonomy places the organism in Eukaryota, Metazoa, Nematoda, Chromadorea, Rhabditida, Rhabditidae.
AUGCGGGGAAAAUCGAAUCCCACGGAGAUAAUCAAUGGUUGGCCAAUGAAAAAGAAGAAAGCACUUCGCAUCACCGACGAAAUCAUAUAUCACUGCAUCUAUAGGUAUAAAAAAUCAUUAACUAAUUGAAACCAUUUACUUAAUUGAUAGAUACCGCCAACUGGCGUGCCCUGGAAGCUUCUGUGUUAAUACGACGAACGGAAAGGUCAGGUUAAUACGACGAACGGAAAGGUCGGGACCGUGUUUAAAAUAAUACUUAUUAUUCAGCCUGUGAUCACCGAGACGAACGGAUUCCGCAAAAUUCGACUCACAGACUUGAUCGAUAAAAUGAAAGAAGAAGAGGCGACAACUGGUUGUGACGCGAGAGAGCUCAAAUUGAAUCAGAAUUAUCAGGUCUGGUUUUGGUUUUAGUAAAAAAAUUGUUGUCAACGAUGUGUCUGCUCAGGUGCACGCGUCCCGAAGAACUGGUCACGUAACCAAAGAUCAGCGUCUAAAGAAGGCCAUCAAGAACUCUCCGACGCCUCCCAAUGUCCCUCUUACGGGCCUGAACUACUUGUGGAGUAUCGCACACGCUUUGAAAGUAUAAAUCUAUUUUGCUAUUAAACGUAUUUCUAUAUGAAAAUUCGCAUUUCCUAUGUCCUUUUCCUUCCCUUUCAUAUCUUCAUCAUGCGCUCGUUGCAAAUUUCGGUCGAAGACUUCUGUGACAGUUUACGUUUUCAGCGUUUCCUCGCUAAGCUACUUUCAACCAAAAUUGUGAAAAAAUGAGCUCUUCUGAUUUGGGCGGUAAACAUUAAGAAAAGUUCUGAUUCGGGCGGUUCUGAUUCGUACCAGUUCUGAUUCGGGCGGUUCUGAUUCGUACCAGUUCUGAUUCGUACCAGUUCUGAUUCGUACCAGUUCUGAUGCGGGCGGUUCUGAUUCGGGCGGUUCUGAUUCAUACCAGUUCUGAUGCGGGCGCAGUUCUCAUUCGUACCAGUUCCUAUUCGGGCAGUUCUGAUUCGGGGUAGCACCCCGAGAACAUAAAGCGACUCAAUGAAAAAUGCCAGUCCAAUUGGGCAUUUCAGGAAAUCGCCGAUAAUGAACGGAAACUCGAGAAUAGCGAGAGAAAUGCCGACAUGAACGACGAGCGAUGCGCCAACUGGAACACGGAACGGAACAUCGUCCGGAUCGCCGACUGGAGAAACAACUGGAGAACCGAACGGAACGCUAACUGGAGCGUCGACAGGAAGGCCGACCGAAGCGCCAACUGGAGCACCGUGCGGAACGCCGACAAGUGA